Cercospora beticola is the source of this 1933-nucleotide messenger RNA. The record is from RefSeq and is a predicted model, not a curated record. Lineage: Eukaryota; Fungi; Ascomycota; Dothideomycetes; Mycosphaerellales; Mycosphaerellaceae.
GGCGUCGACCUCAAUAUGCCGUCCUCCUGAAAUAGCAGCAGCAGCGUGCUGCUGUCUUCUCAUUCGAUGACAAAUCUGGAGCGGAUCUGGACCUCGGGGCUGAGAGCUCUGCUUCUGGAAAGAGGCGUCUGGCGUAGCCUCGUAGGAUGGAGAUACUUUGGCGCACGCAUUCGCGUGAUGUGGUCGGCGCACAGCAGACGGGCUUGGAUGUUCGCAAUAUACGAUCGCAAAUGGCCACUCAUGCCGCAUACGCUAUGCACAGCACUGCAAGAAUGUCUCAUUUCCUGUUCCACGAUGCUGAAAGACAUUUCACAGUGUAAUAAUCGAAUGUCUCAAUGAGCUGAUGCAAGGCUGAGCUGGCAAGGCUGACAAUUUAGACUUUCGAGGAAUCAAUCUUGCGCCUCCACGAACACCAUUAUGCAGGUCUUAGUGCUGUCUACGACAUGCAGGCUGGCUUAUGGCAGCUUUUCUAUUGGGGAGCUAUAUCUUGCCCGGGGUGGGGUGGCAUGAUAGGAUUGCGGUGAGUGGGUGACUACUUGUAUGGUGCUCUGGCCGCCACUUUGCAGGGCAUGCAUCUUGUACUGAAGCGUAGCCCAUCGCCCGCAAGUUGAUCUACGAGCAGGACUGAAUCGAGAAGAUCUAAAUACGACGACCUUUCAACGCCAAUAUCACCUUGACCUCACGUUCAGCGAAGCCAGAAUCAAGAUCCGAGCAAGAAACCCCGCCGAAAGGAUGCGAUCCCCACUGUACAAAGCAGCAGCACUGCUAACAUUCAUCUUCGCCACUCCAAUUGCAGCCGACUUCUUCGUCUCCAAUACAUCCGUCUGCAUGGGCGCUUUCCCACUCAAACGCUGCGCUCGCGGCCCCAAAGUCCUCUCCAACGUAUCCAACACAACCAAAGAGGCUCCCUUCACCUGCUCGCAUCUGAUCCACGCCGAAGACAACAACUACAUCCACAACGGAACUAUGGCGCCUUUCACUGGCGAUCUUUUUGUGAGCUCUGCCGCGGGGAUUUGUGGAUCUGGACAGCUGGAUUUUGUCAAAGUUGGGAAUGACGGAGGCUACACGGUGAACGAUAAGGAUGGAGCGCAUGUCGGGGAUUGUGUUCCUGAGAAGAAUAUUACGAAUCCGGAGUGGGAAACGAGAUGUAAUCAGUGGGUGGGAAUGUUGUUUUUUGCUACUGCUUUCAAGUGUACGAGCAGUGUUUGUGGGUGAGGCCGCCCCCGAGGACUGCUUCCGUUGGACGAUUUGCGUGUGCUUGGGGCGUUUCUCUAUGCCUAAUGGCUCGCAACCUGGAACUGGCGCAGAGAGUGGUGGUAGACGGCACCUGCUUCCGCUGGAUGAUUCGCAAGCGUUCGGGGCGUUUCUUCAGACCUAAUGGCUCGCAACCUGGACUUGACGCAGAGAGCGGUGGUCGACAGCAGCUGCUUCUGGUGGGUGGUUCGUCCGCGCUCGGGGAAUUUCUGUAUGCUCAGUGGCUCCCAACUGGCGCAUCCAACAGAGAAGGCUAUCAAACAGCACUUGUUUCCGUUUGACUUUUCUCGCGCAGUCCAGGCAUCUCUGUAUGCUCAGUGGCUCGCAGCCUAGGAUUCCCGCAGAGAGUGGUUGCAGAGAACACCUGCUUCCGUUGGACGAUUCGCAUGCGCUCGAGGCAAUUCUUUAUGCCGAAUGGCUCACGAUCGGAACGCUCUACAGAGAAAGCUGUUGAACAGGCCCUGCUUCCACUGAUUGAUUCUCGUGCAGUCAGGAUAUCUCUGCAUGCCUAAUGACUUGCAAUCUGGAAUUCCAAUAGAGAAAGGUGUCAAGCAGAUCCUCCUUCCGCUAGAUGAAUAUGAUGCGCUUGGCACAUUUCCGUAUACCCAGUGGCUCGCAGCUUGACUUUUUACUGGAGAAUGGAGGCAGCAUCGCAUGCUUCCAUUCUGUGGCACCGCGG